UCUCGCAAUGCAAAUUAAGUUCGCUAGUGAACUAGUCACGUUGUUUACGUGUAACAUAUAAUUUAUUUCAUUAGUCUGUGUUGUUUAAAUAACUUUCUAUCAACAUUUUGCAGUUGCACGGUGUGGGAAGUGUCAGCAGCGGAAAGUUUCGAAGUGGAUUCCUAUCACGAUCUUCAAGUAGCGAAUGUCUUACUUAGAUCUAACUUAGUUUAAACUUUUGAUCAGUAGGUACUCCCAGCAAUAACAAUGUCAAAUUCUGAAAUAAUAACCUUUGAAGACCUAGAGGCAACAGAUGUAAUCAGUGUGGAGCUGGUUCCCGAGCGUAAGGGUCUCAUUCUGAAGCACUGUGAAUACUAUGUCAGCUCCCGGAGACACGGCACCACUGUGACGAGGAGAUAUAACGAGUUUGUACAGCUGUAUGAUGUACUCUAUGCCAAAUAUCCGUACCGUGCCGUAUGCCGCUUGCCCCCAAAACGCGUAGUCGUCAAUGGCGGCAGCCCCCUUUUCCUUCAACGGCGCCGCGCCGCCCUCCAAAGAUGGUUGACACUCAUGGCGAGGCACCCCGUAUUGGCCCACGAUGCCGACUUAAGAACGUUCCUGUGCGAGGCAAACUCGAGACUCGAGAAGCCUAAACACGACGAGUUUACGUUGGCAGGAACACAAGAGAGCAGCUCUAGAGACAUGACCACAGAAGAGAUGCAGGCAGCUUUCGUGUCGAGUCAAGAGCAACUGCGACUGGUACAGCUGGGAUUGGACAGGCUCUUCCAAAUCUUCGAGAGAGCGGAGAGUCGCUGUGAAGCAGAAAAGGCGGAUAUAAGAGAACUCGGAGCUGGGCUGAACGCGCUUUCCGCUACCAAUGUCUCCGACACCGCCCGCUGGUCGCCCGUGCGCGAAGCGCUUAAAGUCGCUGCCGAACUGGCGGUUGAGAUGGGCGAAAAUACAACAGAAAAUACGGACUUCACAGAAGAUGGUAUUGGAGGGAGGCUGCUGUUGGCUCUAGAUGCUUUAGGGGCUUACAGGGAACUGUGCGGGCGUCUGACUCGGGGCCUGCACGCCGAGCGGGCCGCGGCGGCCGCGCAGCACAAGCACUCGGCCGCGAGUCAGCUGCUGCGCGAGCGACACCGGUACGCGCUCUGCUGCGCCACGCAGGAAGCGCUCCUGUCUCGAGCCUACGCACUAGCUGCUGUCGAAUCUCUUCCGUCUCUCUUCCGCACGCAAGGCGCGACGCACGCGCGCGUCGCCACUCUUUGGGCGGAUCUGCAUACAGCGCUCCGACACGCCGCCAAACCGAAAUAGACCUUAAUACAGAGGUAUACAGUUAAAAAUUAGAAUGCUAGCAUUAGCUGCUCGAAGAUAAUAAUUAGAAUCUAAGGCCAACCACUAUUAACAGACAGAUCAACGUCAUUCAACAGUGAAUUGCGAAUAAAAUUCAGCGAACGCUUUAACAGUGACAGACGGUUUGGUGCAACCGUUGAAAAUAGUGGUCAGAUUUUAUGAUCGUACUUCGUAUUUUGUGGUUAAAGAAUUUAUUUUCUCAUAAAGAAAUUUAACAUUUCACUUAAAUAGAGAAAAUACAGGAUAAUUCAUAAAAUAUGAGUGAGCAUUUUUCUACGUGGCGUAUUUUUGCGGUGUUAAAAAGCGACAUAUUUUAUUAAGCGUAGAUAACGCCAUACAACAUACACAUGGAGGCGUAGUAAAGACAUGAACACCAUGUGACAAGCUGUGUCUGUGUUGUAGUGGUACGUAGGAAACUCUGAAGUUCUUAGAAAAGGCUACUUAGAGAUCAUAUAACAAAAAGAGGCAUAUUAUUUAUGAAAAUAUAACUCUUUAUACUUGUUUUGAGGUACAUAUAUGCAAUAUGGUCGUUAUCUGUGUUUCAGGAUUGAUGGCAAUUUGGAAAUUGUACGUCGAGCGUUAUUCCAAUUUCGACCUAAGAAUUUUUUCGUAUUACUAUUUAUAACGAUUUUCAUUGUGGGCUCAGCCAACAACAGAGUUACAGUAGGCUUCAGUUAUAGUUUCAUAAUGAAGCCUAGUUCUUGUACGUCUGUUUAUUUUUUAAAUUACACAUUUAAUCGCUUUUGUAGUUAUUCAACGGAUGAUCAUAGAGAAGCAUGUCAUUCAAGAGUGACGUCAAAAGUUUACAUCGCACAGUUGUGCGGUUAAUAAAAAAUACUGGCAAAAAAUUGUAUAUCAGUAGUUUUUGAUAUCCCUCAGUAUUCAUAUGACACUGUUCAAAAAAUCUUGCUUAAAUUAUUUUGUGUCAAAAAAGCUUGAAUCCCGAUGGGUACCUCAUGAAUUUCAUACAAAACCUCCGAGGACCUAAAAUCGCCAUACAAAAAAGGCAUUGGAAGAAUGAGCUGUGUGCGCUUCAGGGUAAUCCUAUCCUAAUGAAAAUUUGUACGCGUGGUGAGAAAGAGAUGAAGCACGCAUUAAAAUAAAGAGUAACGUCCUAAUUACUUCAGCUUUGUCUAUUCUAAACACUUUCAGUUUGCCCCUCGUAGUGAUGCAAACCGGUUUUGAAUUGUAUGGAAAAACCGGUUAAUAACCGAAAUUUCUUACAAAUAAAGCCGGUUUGCGUUCCUUAGCCACAGGUGUCCUAAAUAAUCUAACAGAUGGCACUAUACGUAAUUUAUGAUCUCCGACACGGCCAUCCCCACAUUGUCCGCGUCACUGAGUAUGUUCUCUUCGAAAAUAUUCUAAUACGCCUUUACUACCUUGUUAUUUGUACGUCUCUAAUUAUACCUCGUUUUUUUUUAGCAUUAGAAAAAAGGUAAACAAUCUUGAUGUGUCUUUUAAUCGAAAAACACAAUUUAAAAAUAAGUUACGGCAAAUAUGUUAACUAUUAUGAAUCUAAUACGAUCAUUUAUAUUCUUCUGCUUUCAUAAGUAAUAGUUUUUGGUUUUUAAAAAGCCUUUUUCAAUUAAAAGACAUGUCAAGAUCGCUUACCUUCUUGCAAGUUCUUUCUAAUGCUAAAAAAACGAACUAUAGCGUUGGAAGAAUCCCAUCCGUGCCUGUAAAAAGUGUAAAACAUUUAAUAAUGGGGUUCUUCCCGUUGGGGGUGUUGGAUCUCUCUACACUCUGAUUACAGUUCUGUAUCGUCGGCCUAAAUCGCAAACCUCGUUACUCCCCCGGACCACUACGACUACGAGGUUUGCGACUUAGGCCGGUAUACUACUCUCAAUUGCGGAUAAUCUAAACUAAAACAUAUCUUAUUGACAUAAGUGCCAAUCCAAAAUGUAUUUUAUUGUAUAACCUAAAUUAAAAUAAUUAAAUGAAUGUUGCAUAUUAAACGCCGACGGUGUCGGACGUAAUUGUUAGUUAUAUUUAACUUUACUAUGUAGAUAAGUAUACAUUUUUAUUCGGGUAUAUUACAUCAUUUAAAAUAAAGAUUAUGUAAUAUGUAUACGAUUGUUGAGAAUAAUUGUUAUAUUCAUAUAAUUAUUUACCAAAUAAUAUUUUUUGUAAAUAAAUCAAAUGAAAUCAAGUGUCUUCCAAAUCGAUAAUUUGACAUAAUAUGCAAAUAAUAUUUUGAAAACGUUUACCAUUUAUUGUUAAUUAUACGUACAUUUUAAGCAUAAUAAGGUUUUGGGGGUUUUAUUAUAAAGUAGGUAGAUAAGUGAGUAAAGUGUGUUCUUAAUGGAAGACCAUAAUAUGAUAUUGUUGUUACAUUUAAAUAAUAACAUUAAUUUUAAAUUAUUUGAAGUGAAAAGAGGACCAAAAUUAUAUAUUUUACCUGUGAUAUUACCCAUAUCUUUUCGUCAUUGUUUCUAUUAUAGUGUAAGAAAGUGGCUUCAAAUAUGUUUAAAAUAUAGCUGUAUUUAUAUAAACUAUAUCUAGAUAUGAUUACUUUAUUAAUACAAGGGUUAUGUUAUUAUGUUUUGUUGAAGUUUCUGUAUAUUGAGUACUUUUUACACGAAAUAUAUUAUUAUUAUAAAUUAUUUA
This is a messenger RNA of Cydia fagiglandana, 3942 nucleotides long. Its product is annotated as sorting nexin-8-like. Gene Ontology annotation, biological process: early endosome to Golgi transport; intracellular protein transport. Gene Ontology annotation, cellular component: early endosome membrane. NCBI's taxonomy places the organism in Eukaryota, Metazoa, Arthropoda, Insecta, Lepidoptera, Tortricidae. The record is from RefSeq and is a predicted model, not a curated record. Gene Ontology annotation, molecular function: phosphatidylinositol binding. The transcript has 8 exons. The coding region runs from base 247 to 1296 and encodes 349 amino acids.